AUGGCUUCCUUUGUGAACGAGCUCGUCGAAUACGUCGACCUUAGCAAGCAGAGCUUGUUGGUGUCUGCGUCCUCCAUUGCCUUCAAUCCCCUCUUUUGGAACAUCGUCGCCCGCCAAGAAUACCACAACAAGCUCCUAACAAAGCUCUUUGGUGGAAACUCCAAGGUCGGAUGCUAUGCCCUCGCCGCCACCAUCUUCUCCCUCGGCAUGGUCCGCGACUUGAUCUACAAGAGCGCCAUCGCCGAGCAGCCCUCGCACCCUCUCUUCGAUAGUGUCUACGUCCAAGCCGCCGCCCUCACCCUCUUCGCCGUCGGCAACGUCCUUGUCGUCACCUCCACCUGGCGCCUCGGCAUCACUGGCACCUUCUUGGGUGACUACUUUGGCAUCCUCAUGGACGAGAUGGUGACAGGUUUCCCUUUCAACGUGACCAGCUCUCCCAUGUACACGGGCUCAACCAUGAGCUUCCUUGCCACCGCCCUGUACUUUGGCAAGCCUGCCGGCAUCCUGCUCACUGUCUGGGUGUACAUUGUCUACAAGAUCGCUCUGCUGUACGAGGACCCCUUCACCUCCGAGAUCUACGCCAAGCGUGAGCGCGAGCGUGCUGCCGGCAAGAAGCAGAACUAA
Fusarium keratoplasticum is the source of this 624-nucleotide messenger RNA. RefSeq names its product Phosphatidyl-N-methylethanolamine N-methyltransferase. The transcript is spliced from 4 exons. Bases 1 to 624 code for a protein of 207 amino acids. The record is from RefSeq and is a predicted model, not a curated record. NCBI's taxonomy places the organism in Eukaryota, Fungi, Ascomycota, Sordariomycetes, Hypocreales, Nectriaceae. Gene Ontology annotation, biological process: phosphatidylcholine biosynthetic process. Gene Ontology annotation, molecular function: S-adenosylmethionine-dependent methyltransferase activity.